AUGACUUCCAUCUUCUCACGCUUAUUCCGACCUCUCUCUGCGUCUGCAAAUAGUGCCGCCGCCGCAUUCUCCGUCGCCACUCCGCGCCAAAACAGUAAUAGCUUCGUCACCAUGCCCGACAACGCGCAAAAGGCCACCUUGGCUGCAGGCUGCUUCUGGGGCGUCGAGCAUCUAUAUCGCAAGCAUUUCGCGAACGGGAAGGGUCUUUUAGAUGCCAAGGUUGGCUAUGCUGGUGGGAAGACAGAGUCGCCGACAUAUCGGCAGGUGUGCUCUGGGGAUACGGGACACGCCGAAGCUCUCCAGAUAACCUUCGACCCCUCCAUCGUCACAUACCGACAACUCCUCGAAUUCUUCUACCGCAUGCACGACGCCACCACCGCGAACAGACAGGGCCCGGACGUGGGCACACAGUACCGCAGCGCCAUAUUCACGCAUACCGACGACCAGGCGCAGAUAGCCAGAGAAAUCACGGACAAGGUGGCCAAGGAGUGGUACAAGCAGCCUGUAACCACGCAGAUUGUGCCGGCGGGGAAAUGGUGGGAUGCCGAGGAGUAUCAUCAGCUUUAUCUCGAGCAUAAUCCGAAUGGUUACGAGUGUCCUUCGCAGUGA
This is a messenger RNA of Talaromyces atroroseus, 609 nucleotides long. Its product is annotated as putative peptide methionine sulfoxide reductase. The transcript has 2 exons. Gene Ontology annotation, molecular function: peptide-methionine (S)-S-oxide reductase activity. Bases 1 to 609 code for a protein of 202 amino acids. The record is from RefSeq and is a predicted model, not a curated record. Lineage: Eukaryota; Fungi; Ascomycota; Eurotiomycetes; Eurotiales; Trichocomaceae.